Molecule: messenger RNA, 4120 nt
Organism: Hylaeus volcanicus
Lineage: Eukaryota; Metazoa; Arthropoda; Insecta; Hymenoptera; Colletidae
Gene: Ube3a
Product: ubiquitin-protein ligase E3A
Exons: 12
Coding region: 534-3119 (861 amino acids)
Biological process (GO): protein polyubiquitination
Molecular function (GO): ubiquitin protein ligase activity
Source: RefSeq, a predicted model, not a curated record
UGGCUUGUCCGUACAGAACAGUAGACAGCAGCCAAGAAGGGGCCGCAAAACGAUUCGUUUUAUCUCUUUCCUCGGUAUUUUGACAUUGACUUGAAAAAUUCGCGUAUCAACGGGGUCGUCGAGCUACGCGAUCCACGGACAUUAUACUUUGUGCAACCGCGGAACAGUGUUCACCUAACCUCGACCAAUACGUUCGGUUCGAGUUACGGACAAAUAUACCUCGAGCAAAAGCCGAACUACGGUUCUCAGUCUAUCUCUUUCCCUCUCCCUUCGCCUUACUUUCCGUCUGUUCGCUCCGUCUUUCUUUUACUAUUCUAUUUCGAAGUGUAUACAUACUAGGAUAGUGCGUAAUACGUAGUGAAAACGUAGUUGAAGGCAUCGUGGCGAAGCCGCCGACAAGAGGUCCGCUGACCAAAUUUAGUGAUAGUGCAUAAGUGCACUUCGAUAUACCGAUUUGUUAGAAGAAGCGGACGUGGCGAGAUUUCCUGUUACGAUCGAGGCGGAGGAGGCAAAAUUUCGAGGAUUCACGGUCUAUGAACGCCAAGGGUCAAGGGGACCCUGGGGAAGAUUACGCUUCCAGGGUAGGAGCAGAAAGCCCUUGCAGCGACAUGAAGCGUGCAGUUGCUAAACAGUUGAUCGAACGGUAUUUUUAUCAACUUACUGAUGGAUGUGGCAAUCCUGACUGUGACAACCAAAACUGUGCAUCGAGUGGCAAAGUAACAAAUCUAACUCCAAAUCAAGCUGCGGCUCAAGCUAUUCAAUUGUUCUCGCAAGAAGCAAGACUUUGCGAUGGAACUCAACCAAGUAAAGUAGCCCGAACAACUUUAGAGCCAGGACCGGCGUCAAUGGCUAAGAGUUUACCAGUUAAAAGUGUAAAUCCGACAUGUUCGAACGAAGGAAAACGGGUACUAUAUCUCACAGAAGCGAAACUUUUGGAUAUAAUAGAAAAAUGUAAAUCGGAAGGAUCGUACUCGCUGUUAAUUCGUACAUUGGGAGAAGUGUUCUCGUCUGGGAAGGCAUUGUGUCUCAGUUUUCAAAAAACUGCUAAAAAUGAUUCUCUGUUGACCGCGCUUCUCAACAGAGCAUCAGAUAGUUUGUUGAGGCCUGGCGACAUGGAUAAAGAAGCAAUUCGAUCUAUUCAAGGAGAAGACAAAGAAGAAGAUAGCAGUGAAGAAUCGCCCACAGUUCCUAAUAAUGAUGAUACUAGCGUUGAUCUACCAGCUGUCCGAAGAGCCUUUGCCGCUCUUUGGUCAUUACCAGGGGAGGCAUUUGAAUCUGCUUUAGUCAAUGCACUAGUCACUUUGGCGGAUAAUAUCGAAUUAGAUUUGAGAGUGUUUCGCCUUAUGGCAUGGGAAAAUGUGGACAGCAUGUUAAAUGUAUUCCUCAUUGUGUUUGAAAUUCCUGUGCUCGGAAAGAGCGAAUUUCUGGAACUCGCUCUUCACAUGCUUUGUAAAGCACUCAGCUGUUUUCCUGUCGUGGCACAAGCUAAACUGGCUCGCGUAUGGGCUAAACAUUGUAAAUCUCGACUUCUAAGUAUUUUACAGGCUCUUCAAGAAUUGAUAACCGUCAAGGUAAUAGGUGGAUCUUUUACGCGAGAUUAUUGCGUUCAAGAUGCAGACACUAUUACCGCUCCUACGAAAGUUAUGAAAAUUCUAUAUUACGCGAGUAUGUUAGCUGGUGAAUUAGAUGAACCUGAGUUAAAUAUAGAUGAUGAUGGUGAAUCUGCUAGUAACGAUAAAUCUGGAAGGGCGACACAGAUUCCUCAGGAUCCAUUAGCGAAAGAACUUGGAUUGUCCGCACUAGACGUACGGAAACCGUUUAUACCUUUUACCGACUUUUAUAACGAACCGUUAAGUGAUGCCAUAGAAAUGGAUAAGGAUUUCGCGUAUUAUAAGAGUGAGGAACCUAUGAAAUUUAGUUUUAUGAAUUACGCCUUCAUUCUCACGCCUGCUACGAAGACGUUGGGGUUGUAUUACGAUAAUCGUAUCAGAAUGUACAGUGAACGCCGAGUGAGCUUUUUACAAACUAUUGUUGGUCAACCAACUAAUCCGUAUUUAAAAUUAAAGGUUAGGAGAGAUCGUUUGAUAGACGAUGCGUUAGUUGAAUUAGAAAUGAUCGCGAUGGAAAAUCCAUCUGACCUUAAGAAGCAAUUAGUUGUUGAAUUUGAGGGUGAGCAGGGAGUAGACGAGGGCGGAGUCUCCAAAGAAUUCUUUCAUUUAAUCGUAGAGGAAAUCUUUAAUCCCGAUUACGGCAUGUUCACAACUCAGGAAGACACCCAGAUGACAUGGUUCAAUCCAACAUCAUUGGAGGUCAACGCACAUUUCACGCUUAUAGGCGUUGUUCUUGGCUUAGCCAUAUACAACAAUGUAAUACUUGACGUGCGUUUCUCGAUGGUAGUUUAUCGAAAAUUACUCGGUAGGAAAGGAACUUUCGCUGAUUUGGAAGAUUGGAGUCCUACAUUGUAUCGAACGUUGAAAGAAUUGCUGGAGUAUACCGGAGAUGACAUGCCGGAGACAUUUAUGCAAACCUUCAAAGUGGCUUAUAAGGAUGUCUUUGGCUGGAUAUCUUUCCAUGAUCUCAAAGAAAACGGUGACGAAUUAUUUGUGACCCAAGAGAACAAGAAGGAAUUCGUAGAUCUUUAUGCGGACUUUUUACUUAAUAAAUCAGUAGAAAGGCAAUUUAAGGCGUUCAGGCGUGGUUUUCAAAUGGUUACAGACGAAAGUCCGCUGGCGUUACUUUUUAGACCUGAAGAAAUCGAACAACUUGUUUGCGGCAGCAAGAUCUUCGAUUUUGCAGAACUAGAAGCUGCUACAGAAUACGAAGGAGGUUACACAGUGGACAGCGAGGCAAUACGUAAUUUCUGGCGAGUCGCGCAUUCGUUGCCAACAGAAAGUCAACGAAGGCUUCUCCAAUUCACCACUGGAAGCGACAGAGUACCGGUUGGCGGUUUGUCGAGGCUAAAGAUGGUCAUCGCCAGACACGGUCCAGACUCAGAUAGACUACCGAUAGCUCACACGUGUUUCAACGUCUUACUGUUGCCGGACUAUAGUACAAUAGAAAAAUUGCAAGAUCGUUUGUUGAAGGCGAUCAACUACUCAAAGGGUUUCGGCAUGUUGUAAAUGUGCGCAAAAGUUUCGGUAUCUCCCCCCAGUCUUUCAGAGUGUCAUCGAGUCCCCGAAACACGGGAUCGGUGAAUCUCUCUCUUUGCCCCGCUGAAUGGACGUAUUUAUUCGAAAAUUUAUGCAAACGUUACGAACCAAAUCCCGCUUUCGUACAAUGGUUCAUAAAUAAUUAAAUAAAUUCGCCCAAUUGAUACCGAGAAUACCUCGCAAAAAACGAUCGUUGUCCUCCAAUGCGUUUUCCCCGCACAAGCGGCAACAGGAAUUGCUGUACAAAAGAAAGAUAAAAGAAAAAAACACGAAAUACAAAUUUUCACGCGGUAUACGCUUUGAAUUUCCUCGCACUAUUAUUGUUUAAGCGCCAAAGCAGACUAACGCACCUCGACGAGUCUUGCCGUGAUGUUUCUCUGAUAUUUCGUACUUUUACUGCUCACGAUUACGGGACAGUGAAGAACGUCGGCUUCGAAGUUGCUGUGACUCGUCUCUCGAUGUUAUCCUUAAUGAAAGAAAGCAAGCAAGACAAAAAAAAAACCAACAUAACACAGUACACACAGCUUAAGAAUAAAUAGUGAGAUGCGCGACUGUGAUGAGUGUGAAAGUGUACUGAAAAUGAUGAGUCGGAAUUUGUAGAAAUAUAUAUUAUUUGUAGACUUAAUGGAUCCUAGUUGGUACGAUGAUGAAAAUCAAGCCGAGAAUACCCCUGUUUAACGUCGUGCGCGCUGUACACAAGAUCAAUUUUGUAAUUACGUAGAGAGAACGCAGAAUCAUGAUCGCUGAUGUUUCUUUCCUCGCGUUUUUUUUUUCUAUGUGACUUCUGUUAUUUGGUUUUCUCUAACAUCAUAUUUUACUUCGGUGAAUACGAUUAGUGUCUGAUAAUCUAUAUGUAUACACGAGAAUGGAUUUGUAUAAACAUUUGUAAUCGGCGGCUUUCUCAAUGAAACUGCUCCACGUUGUCGGCUGUCUUAUUGUUAGUCACGUGACAAUAAAGUUCUAUUGAAUAA